Molecule: messenger RNA, 2547 nt
Organism: Oxyura jamaicensis (ruddy duck)
Lineage: Eukaryota; Metazoa; Chordata; Aves; Anseriformes; Anatidae
Gene: CCR9
Product: C-C motif chemokine receptor 9
Exons: 3
Coding region: 470-1633 (387 amino acids)
Biological process (GO): chemotaxis; immune response; G protein-coupled receptor signaling pathway
Cellular component (GO): membrane
Molecular function (GO): chemokine receptor activity
Source: RefSeq, a predicted model, not a curated record
UGUGAUAAGAGUGGUCUCCACUUUGCUACUGAACGGGCUUACCAAAAAAAAAAAAAAAAGGAAAUAAAGAAAAAAUAAUUUAAAAAAAUGCCAUCUGUGUGUAAGCCACCUAAACCAUUUAAACCACAGAGAAAACAGCCGCGCAGAGGUUUGAUUAGGCUCGCGUCCCGGGAGCACACACCCAGCGCAGCCUACAAAAAGCCCCGGUGCACAGAGCAGGCAGGGCGUGCAGUGGGGCGCUGGGGCCGGGCUGACCUCCCCCCAGAGACCCUCCCGGUGAGUGCCACCUCCGCUUUUAGGGCACCUGCUUCCCACGUGCAGCCUCAGCAGAAAGGACACCGAGUUACAAAUCGCCCUUUUAUUUUUGGGAAAGUUCGCUGUCGACCUCACCCACUUUGGAUCAUUUUUUUCCUGUUGCAGCACAAGGUUGUGGUGCCUCCUUCAAGACCAAGUUGAGAUUUGGCUGAAGAUGGCACUUGCAAGCAUAGUCACCCAACCUAGCAAGACCAGCCUGGAUUACUACAGGAACAGCACGGUGCUGUCCCUCUAUGGGAACCCCGCCAAUGACACGGAGCUCAUGUGUGACAGGAGGCAGGUCUGGCAGUUUGCUCGAGCCUUCUUGCCUGUAUUUUUCUGGCUUAUCUUCUCUGUGGGAACAGUGGGAAAUGCCUUGGUCAUUCUCAUCUACCUCAAAUACCGCUUCAGGAGGAGCAUGAUGGACCACUACCUGCUGCAUCUGGCCGUUGCAGAUCUACUCCUCCUUUUUACCCUCCCUUUCUGGGCCAAGGCUGCCUCUGAUGGCUGGGUCUUUAGGAAUUUCUUGUGCAAAGUUGUCAACAGCAUGUACAAGAUCAACUUCUACAGCUGCAUCCUGUUCCUAACGUGCAUCAGUUUUGACAGGUACAUCACCAUUGUCCAGGCAACAAAAGCUAAAACUUCCAAGCGGAGGCGGCUCCUGCACAACAAACUCGUGUGCUGGGCAGUCUGGCUGAUGUCCAUCAGCCUGUGCAUCCCUGAGAUCAUGUACAGCCAAAGCAAGCAAGUUGGUGACAUGACUGUGUGCAAAAUGAUGUACCCACCAAACGUCAGCAUGGUCUUCAGGGUUACCGUCCUGGCUCUGAAAGUCACGAUAGGCUUCUUCCUCCCACUCCUGGUCAUGGUUAUUUGCUACACCCUGAUCAUCAACACCCUCCUCCAAGCUAAAAGAUGCCAAAAGCAGAAGUCGCUGAAGAUCAUCACCAUGAUCAUCACCGCCUUUCUCCUCUCUCAGUUCCCAUACAACAUUGUUUUGCUGGUCAAGACCAUCAACACGUAUACCGGGGUGGUGUACAGCUGCUGGGCCACCAACGGGCUGGACAUUGGCCUGCAGGUCACCCAGAGCAUCGCCUUCCUCCACAGCUGCCUCAACCCCUUCCUCUACGUCUUCGCUGGUGAGCGCUUCAGGACGGCGCUGGCCAGGCUCGUGUGGAGGCCCAGGGGCCAGGAGCAGUGCUCCUCUGUGUGUGACAGCCAGGAGCACAGCUCCAACUGGUCCUUCGCCAUGCUGGGGCGGCGGCGGGUGAGGAGCUCGCUCACCCUCAGCACCCAUUUGACCUCCUCCAUUGUUCCUACCUCAUGCCAAGUGUUCGUAUAAGCCAGUACUGCAUAAGGGGUGCCAAGCACGGCCUUUCGGACACUGUUCCUUCACCCCAAAGACUGCCUCGGCGGAGGGAUGGACCUCCUAGGUCCAUGUGAGCUCGUGCCAGCGGCAGCAAGGCCACCAAGGGCUCCUCACACACCUCCUCCAUGCUGUGCCUGGCCGGAUCAGGCCUCGCUGCGCAGGGAAGUGAAACCUUCAACGCCAUGCAGCAAAAUGGAGCCGGACGUGCUGCAAGCAGAGCUGACAGAGGAUAAGAGAUACCUUUGAGACAGCAAAGCACCCAGCCCACCUGUGGCUCAAGCCAAGGCCUGAAAUAGCAAUCCCCUCAGGGAACCACCAGCCCAGCAGCAGCAGCAGGCCUGGCUGAAGCAGGACGAGCCUUCUUCCCAGCCACGGCGAGCAGCAAGAGGGAGCCAAGCCCUCACUGAAGACCAGCUCCACAUCAACUCGUUCGCCAGCCAUUGCUUGAUUUCAGCAUGGGGAGGCUGCUCCCUGCACACGCGGACACAAUUCUGCUCCAUGGGACUGGCUGCUCAUGUUGCAAAGGAAAGCUGAUCUUCCAUGCUCAUUACAGAAUUAAAUCCUCCUGUACUUUAUCUCUUUGAUGUAGGGUGAAAGUAGGCUCAAUUUAUUUGCUGCAGCUUGUAUUUCUCUGUAUUGGCAAGACAGAACUUGCAAUAAAAUUUUAAGGCCACUGGAUAUAUUGAGUUUUCUGUCCCUGAGAAAAAAAAUGCUAGCACCCAAACCCCAAACCCGUGAUUCAACAACCUGCCUGUUAUGUGCUGGUACCCUUGCUAGGGUGGCAAAAGACAUUUAACCCAGGACCAGUAAGACAGAGUCAUUAAGUCUCAAACCUACCAUUAAUGACAUUUUGGAUGAGAUGCUGUUCUUUGGGCUGGUGGAGGCAG